Messenger RNA from Parathielavia appendiculata, 1443 nucleotides. RefSeq lists its product as uncharacterized. Gene Ontology annotation, biological process: protein histidyl modification to diphthamide. Gene Ontology annotation, cellular component: cytoplasm. NCBI's taxonomy places the organism in Eukaryota, Fungi, Ascomycota, Sordariomycetes, Sordariales, Chaetomiaceae. The record is from RefSeq and is a predicted model, not a curated record. The transcript is spliced from 2 exons. Bases 74 to 1330 code for a protein of 418 amino acids. Gene Ontology annotation, molecular function: diphthine methylesterase activity; protein binding.
CUCCAUCUCACUCUAACUCACUUGGUCUGUGACCGGCGUCUUCAAGCUCAACUCGGAGUCAUUUCGCAGCUCGAUGGCGGAAGGAGAAGGAAAGCUCAUCCGAUCUCUCAAAUCUCAGACCCUGAAUCUUCCGCCCAGUUGCGUGGAGUUUUGCCCUGCCUUUCCGUCAUAUUUUCUGGUUGGGACCUACUCUCUCCAACCAGAGAGUACAGGGACAAGCAACAAUGCAGAUACACAUGCAAAUGCAGACUCCGACAUGGAGGGAGAUGGUCACCUCUCUCGCCCAAAACAGCCGCAAAGCCGCAACGGCAGCAUCAUUGCCUUCCGGCUUGUAGAUGGGAAUCUAACCCAUGUCCAGACUAUGCCCCAACCGUCGGCGCUUCUGGACCUCCGAUUCAGCCCUCAUCACGGCAGCCGGGAUAUCUACGCUGUGGUCUCGAGCACUGCUACCCUUGCCCUGUUCAGGUUGUCCCCUGACCAGGAACAGCCCCUGAUGCACCUACACACCAUGGAUAUAACUGCCAUGUCUCGGGGUGAGAUUGAGCCGGAAGCAGGAGAGGAGAUUCUGUUCCUCUCAUUCAGUUGGCAUCCGUCCAGAGCAGACAUGAUGGCCAUCACGACCUCAACCGGGCGCGUUUACCUCGUAAACCUGCCUACGUUCAACGGCAGCUGGGAGCUAAACCCAAUGCCCAUCAUCACGCACACCCUCGAGGCAUGGUGUGUCGUUAUAUCUCCCAGUUUGGCCGUUGCAAAGCAACUUGACGAUUCACGCGAGACAGGCGAGGUGUUUAGGGUGUACUCCGGCGGUGAUGAUUCAAUGCUGCGCUUCCAGACAUGCAGCUGGACGAAGGGCGUCAUCACCGAUGCCUUGUCCUCCUUCGAAUCACGAGGCCACGACGCUGGCGUCACCGCUAUCCUGCCACUACUCGCCCAAGAAGCCGGGAAUGAGCUAAUCGUUACGGGCAGCUAUGAUGAACACAUCCGGCUGUUCUCGGUUCCGCCCUUUGGCAAGCCGAGGCACCUCGCAGAGAGCAGACUCGGCGGCGGAGUGUGGCGGCUGAAGCUCAUUGACUCGGAUACAACGCCCAGCCAAGACUACGUCUGGCGGGCCAGGAUAUUAGCUUCCUGUAUGCACGCUGGCGCCCGAAUCGUCGAGCUUGUGCAGACGGUGGAUGGCGCACAUCGAUUUUCUGUCCUGGGACGCUUCGAGGAGCACCAGAGCAUGAAUUAUGGAAGCGAUUUCCAGCCAGGGUGGAAGGACAAAUUGUCGGUGGUAUCUACAAGCUUCUACGAUAAGCUUUUGUGCCUCUGGGAAUUUGGGAUGGCAUGAACAAUUCAAUGAUGCUCUUGUUUCUUCUCCCCUCUCCCACAUACACUGUGCUGUGUAAGGUCCGAGUCUUGAAAUGCUUGUACGGAAGAAAUCUGAUCAAAGCCAUCGGGUCG